GCUCUCACCAGCUCUCACUCUCGUAAAUGCUUAUAGAAUACGACCCCUGGCGGUGGCGAGCAGUGCUGCGCACUUGAGCACAUUGUUGCCAAAUUUUCCCGCGACGAUUCAGCAGCUGUGCGGUGCGCGUCCUCUCACUUUCUAAAUAAUGGCGGGAGUCCUCAGGAGUUGCGGCGCAUGGAAUGUUGACUCCGUAAUUUCAUUCCUCAUCGUCGCCACUGGCCAACUGUGCGAUAAGGUGUUUGAGGUCAUCCAGGGCUCGACGAGAAACCGUAAAUACCUCAUCGCCGUCCACAAGUGCGAGUCUGUCUCGGAUAUCCUUCGCUCGAAACCGGAUCUGCACGUUGAUUUCGUUGUCUUCGCUUUCGACGGGAGAAUCAGCCAUCACGUGAGUGAGGUGGAGAAGAACAUAAGUCUGCUGGAUGAAUUUUUCAUUAUCUCGGGACGUGCUUGUCUUGUCAAUUGUUAUGGUUCACCAAAUACCAUGGGCUUGAUGGGCCACACUGCAAACAGGUUACGGGAUAGGUACUGUCUUCGGCUACUGUCUGCGAAUGUCUAUAACUCUGAGGGUCUUAAAAGUUUGGGGGACAGAAUUUUGAACUUGGCCGAAGCUUUAAUGGGUGUCAAUAGUGGAGUUCCUGACUUGAACAUGCUGACUUUACUGUGAAAUAAUUGACUGAAUUUUGCCUGUCUAUUUACAAAGGCACGUUUCAAUAAUGAAGAGACAUUCCACAAAAUCUCUGGCUUACGCCUCAAGCCAGGAGGACAGUGAAAAUGACAGUGAUGAGACUGAGUGCAGUAUCGGCAGCAACUCCACAGCUGGUACUCAUCGAAGCGAUACACCUACAAGAUCAGCUCGUUUUAAACGGAAAGGGCGUCGCAGGAGCAAAACUACCAAAGCCAAGCAGCCAAGUGAAAAAGGCUUGUACAAGUACUGCUGCAGUGUAAAAGAGGACCAUGGUCAGCCCCUCUUUGGUGUGCAGUUUAAUCACCACUUGAAAGAGGGAGAGCCCAUGGUGUUUGCCUCGGUAGGCAGCAACCGCGUGAGCAUCUAUGAGUGCCCCGAAGGUGCUCACAUAAGACUCAGGCAGUGUUACGCCGAUCCGGACCCUGAAGAGAACUUCUACACAUGCGCCUGGACGUACGAAGAGUCGGGCAAGCCGCUGCUGGCAGUGGCAGGUUCUCGCGGCGUGAUCCGCGUCAUCAGUCCGGUAACGAUGACUUGCAUCAAGCACUACAUUGGUCACGGGCAUGCAAUCAACGAACUCAAGAUCCAUCCUCGGGAUCCUAAUAUCCUGCUAUCAGCCUCGAAGGACCACGCGCUCCGACUCUGGAAUAUAAAGACCGACGUGUGCAUCGCAAUAUUUGGCGGCGUCGAGGGCCAUCGCGACGAGGUGCUCAGCGCUGAUUUCGACAUGAAGGGUAAUCGCAUCAUCUCCUGCGGUAUGGACCACGCACUUAAGCUCUGGAAUCUGGACAAGCCCGACAUGCAAGAGGCUAUCAAACAGUCGUACUUCUGCAACCCUACGCGCAACGGUCGGCCGUUCGACUCGGUGCUCCAGCACUUCCCGGACUUCACGACGCGCGACGUGCAUCGCAACUACGUCGACUGCGUCAAGUGGUUUGGCGACUUUAUUCUCAGCAAGAGUUGUGAAAACUGCAUCGUUUGCUGGAAGCCAGGAAGGCUCGAGGAUACACAGCUUCGCAACAACGAAACGAGUGCCACUGUACUGCAUCGUUUCGAGUUCAAGGAGUGCGACAUCUGGUUCAUCAGAUUCUCCAUGGAUUUUUGGCAGAAAACCAUCGCCUUGGGAAACCAGGUAGGCCGCACUUACGUUUGGGACCUCGAGGUCGACGAGCCCGGCCAGGCUAGGUGCUUCUCAUUGCAGCAUCCAAGGUGCACCGCUCCUAUAAGACAGACCAGUUUGAGCAGGGAUGGCUCUGUGCUGCUGUGCGUCUGUGACGACGCCACCGUUUGGAGGUGGAACCGCGAGAAUUAAGUUCGUUAUCUCUCCCUGUAAUCUUUUUGUUUUUAUACGUUGAUGUAUGCACGCCGCGACGACGAAUGGAGCGAGUAUACAGAAAUCAUAUUUUUCUAUGCUGUGAUCAUCGCGGUGAGCAAACUGAGUUUGCACGAUUGUUGCAGCAUACAAGCCAUUUUAUUUUUGUUGAAAAAAAGUAUAGGAUGGUCCAUACCAUACCUCUUAAUUGACGGUAGAGAAAUGAAUUUAGGACCUUCGCGAUAAUAUACAUUUUGAUGUGACAUAGUUUUUAACGUUAUCUUUUUGGUUGUACAGAUUUAGUAAUACAUAGGAUUUUUAAUACUUUUGUAUCUGAAAUACAGAAAAAUAAAAUUUCUAUGGUGGUACUGACUGAGCAGUUAUGCUAAAAUCUAUGUCACUAUUGUAUACAAAUAUUUUAAACUCAGUAUUUAUAAGUUAAAGUGUUAAGAAUCAAACUCCAUAAAGAUUUUGAGAUCUAAAUUUCUAAGCUGUAUCCAUUAUUUUAAACGUCUUGAAAGCAUGUUCACAUUUGCGGACUUGAUUAUUUGAAAAUAAUCGACUAGAGAAUAAUUGUAAAUAACAGAUACACCAAAAUUUGAACCAUGCAAUAUUUUUUGGCUGAACUUUUACUCGUGGUGCUUGAUUUUCUAUCUCGCACAUUUCUACUGGGAGAAAAUAAUUGCGAACGGAGUAUGAAAUAGCUAUUUCCACAAAUACAGUUGUAUUUUCGUAAUUUUUUUAUUAUAAUUAUGUAACACAGGGAAUGCAAAUAAAGCUUUUUUUGAGCAACUCUAUCUCACAAGCCAUAAA
Messenger RNA from Nasonia vitripennis (jewel wasp), 2813 nucleotides. Its product is annotated as polycomb protein eed. The transcript has 4 exons. Gene Ontology annotation, molecular function: nucleosome binding; protein binding. Lineage: Eukaryota; Metazoa; Arthropoda; Insecta; Hymenoptera; Pteromalidae. The record is from RefSeq and is a predicted model, not a curated record. Bases 717 to 2000 code for a protein of 427 amino acids. Gene Ontology annotation, cellular component: ESC/E(Z) complex. Gene Ontology annotation, biological process: negative regulation of transcription by RNA polymerase II.